GGUGCCCUUCGUCGUGCGAUAUCCCUGCAGUGGCGGCUUGUUCUUUCUUUCUCUGAUUUUGACAUUCGUCGAUGCAAAAAUGGCUCAGAGUCUAGCUGAGCAAGAAAAGGAGAUCAAGGAUAUUGUCGGACGAGCAGAGAAGCAUCCAGACAGAACCGGAACUACGCGGCGUGAAGCGUUUGAAAGAUUGAUAGACCUUACGCACUCAUCCUAUGCUCCUCUAAAAAGCUAUGCUGCAGGGAAUAUCCGACUUUUUUUCAGGGACUUUCCUGAUCUUGAAGAGGAUGCCAUCAACGCAGUUUAUGAUCUUUGUGAAGACCAGGAUUCAAAAGUUCGUGUAGAUGGCUACGGUGCCAUUGUGCAAGUCUCGAAAGAAGAAAAGAGAUGGGUAAAAAGGAAUGCCGACGUGCUUGUGCAGUUGCUUCAGAGUGAUGAAGCAGAAGAGGUCACUUUUGUCAAGAAGGCUCUUCUAGAGCACCUUGACAUGGAUCCUCGUAUUACUCUGGGUGUUCUAUGCGAUCAGAUUAUGCCUUCACAAGAGCCACUGGACGAAGAGGAACAACGCAUCAGGGAGCGUCUGCGAUCACUUGUCAUAACCUUUUUGGCUAGAGAAGCCAAAAUGGCCAUUGUCGAGAGAUAUACCAAUCCUCCGGGGGGCGAGCCAGAGAAUGUCCUCGUCGGAGGGCUUCUCUCAGCAAUGACUAGACUGAACAAUUCUGAAGUCGAGAUGGCUGUAAAGGACCUUCUUCUAUCUCUUCCAUGUUAUCAGUCUUACUCAUCGCGCGGAGACGAGUUACUCGGGGUGUUCCUUGACAAAGCAAGAUCAUCUCUACGGGACCGAUCAAGUGAUCCAGCAUCAAUGGAAACUAUUGACUUUUGCCUCUCACUAGCGGACUUGAUUGUCUUUCAAAAACGCAUAUCUUCUCCUGCUCUCUUGUUACAAUUUUUUUGUACCUCUCUAACGGGGAAGCUAGUGCUUCAGAGAUUUUCUCGGGACCAUCGGUUUAUGGUAGUUGGUCGAAUAGCGGAUACAUUUGAUGCCUGCGAGUCGGAAAGUCGACACAAUGCUCGUGGAUGUAGCCCUGAGAAGCUAUCACACCUUCGAAAACAAGUUGUUGAUGCAUCUCCUAUCCUUUUGGAGGUUCUUCUAGAAGAUAAAACCCUCUCAUCCAGAAUGUGGCAAAUACUAAAAGUAUUGCUGAAAGCUUGUAUCGUUCGAGCACAACGAGACAACUGGCCCAUCCCUGCACAUCUCCUCAAUAUGGCACACAAAUUCCAAAGCCUGGUCGACAGUCAAGCUCAAGAUAAUGAUUUAAUACGAGAUGUGCAAAACCUCAUUAGGUUACUGAUCAAGCGUCGUGAUACGACACCUCCUCAAGUACCCGCCACAAGUGCUACCAGUUCAAAGGUUCCGGUAAAGGUCGAGUCAAAUGCAUUUGACUCGUCUCGACGGUCUAGGAACAAAGUAGAGACUUCUGACCGCCCCAGUAAUGGCCGCCCGAAUGAUCAACGUCUGGCCAUUGCCUCGCAUGAUGGUAAUAUUACUGGAAAUGAACUGCCUUCAACGUCGUUAUCUACCACCGAAGAUGCUCAAGCCAAGAAGACUGGGGCCAUCUCAAAACCGAAACGUACCAUUACGGGUGAUGAAAAUACACGAUCAAAGAGAGCUAAAACUAGUAUGAAAGGACAAGAUGAUCAUUCGCGCUCGUUGCUAAGCCGUAUGACAUCGGCAAAUACUGAUGUUCUACCUGGUCCUGCCCCAAGGCGUACCAGCGCUCAAAAUAAGAAACGAGCAUCCAAAUCAAAAUCACCUGAAUUUGAUAAAGUUCCAACAGUCGGAUAUAGCAUAAAGGGUGCUGCGAGUGCUCGGCGGAAUGAGGGCAGUGGUGCAAGUGUUCCAACGAACCCCUCAUUGUUGGACAGGUUGCACAGUCGUUGACGCGCUAAUGGGUUGAGAUCGACAGUCGAGAUGCAGUGACGGCUGGUGUAGGAGAUAUUUUGGGCAAGGCUUCAUAGAGUUUUAUCCGCAGAACCGGAAGUGCUGAUUACUUUGGUAUGCAGUAUAAAUUUAAAUACUAUGACGUGGAAAUCCAGAGUUUGGCUCUAUGAUCGAGAUUUAUACCCACUAUU
Messenger RNA from Serpula lacrymans var. lacrymans S7.9, 2130 nucleotides. RefSeq lists its product as uncharacterized. Lineage: Eukaryota; Fungi; Basidiomycota; Agaricomycetes; Boletales; Serpulaceae. Gene Ontology annotation, molecular function: RNA binding. Gene Ontology annotation, cellular component: nucleus. Gene Ontology annotation, biological process: negative regulation of apoptotic process. Bases 80 to 1939 code for a protein of 619 amino acids. The record is from RefSeq and is a predicted model, not a curated record. The transcript is spliced from 8 exons.